UAUGCUGUGUACGUCGUCUCUGACCUGCAGCAGUUCGCUCCCUCUAGUGGCAAAGUGACGGAUGAUGUGCGACCCUGGAAGCGCAGCCACAGCUUUGGAUUCCUGCCUCCUCACAUGUCAGAGCUGAGGGUCGUCCUGCUGGGGAACAGCUGGUCUGGGAGGAGCUCACUGGGGAACUUCAUACUGGGAGAGACUGGGUUCAGCACUGAGGAAGAACCAGUCUGCUGUCAGAGAGUCAGAGGACGGGUGGAGGAGAAAGGAAUAGUUCUCAUCAACACCCCAGAUCUGCUGCGUCCUGGUGUUUCCCAGUACAAACUUAAAAAACAUGUAGAUGACUGUGUGAGACACUCUGAUCCUGGACCUCAUGUGUUCCUGCUGGUCCUACAGCCUGAAGACUUCACUGAGCAACACAAAGAGAAACUGUGUGCCGUUCUUCAGCUCUUCACUGAUCGAUCAUUUAAUCACUCACUGGUUCUGCUGUGUCCACCCAGAGAGCAGAGGUCAGGUGAAAACUACAAGAACCACCCUCCACUAAAAGAAAUGAUCAGACUGUGUAGAUACAGACACAUGAAGCUGGAGGAGCUCGAACGUCCAGAGCUGUUAACACGACUGGGUCAAACUGCAAAGGAGAACAGAGGAGAGCAUCUGAGCUGUGGCCUUUUUCAGGACGAGGAUCCAGGUUUAACCAUGAGACCGAAGCCAGCUUUAAACCUGGUUGUGUGUGGGAGGAGAGGAGCAGGGAAGACCUCAGCAGCCAAGACCAUUCUAGGUCAGACAGAGCUUCACUCAGUCUCCAACUCCCCACAGUGUGUUAAACAUCAGGCAGAGGUGUGUGGACGUCAGGUUUCCCUGGUGGAGCUGCCUGCCUUGUAUGGAAAACCUCCGGAGGCCGUGAUGGAGGAAUCACUCAGGUGUAUCUCCCUCUGUGGUCCUGAGGGCGUCCAUGCCUUCAUCCUGGUCCUACCUGUGGCUCCCCUCACUGAUGAAGACAAGGGAGAAUUAGAGAGCAUCUGGGACACAUUCAGCUCUCGAGUCAAGGACUUCACCGUGAUCCUGUUCACUGUGGAGUCAGAUCCUACAGCUCCAGCUGUUGUUAACUUUGUCAGAAAGAGCAGAGACAUCCAGGAGCUCAGUCAGAGCUGUGGAGGAAGAUGUGUUGUUCUCAGCAUCAAGGACGGGCAUCAGGUCUCUGAGCUGCUCCACACUGUGGACACGAUGACACUGUCCAAGGACAAACCAUGCUGCUACACAGCAGAGACAUUUGCACAGGCCCAGAUGGACAAAGUCAUACAACAAGAGACAUGCAUCACCAGGCAGCAGGCUCAAAUUGAGGAGCUGAAAAAUACCACAAACGUGCAACUACUUAAAAUAAGUCAUGCUAAUACUAAUGUUGCAGGUGAAGAAGAGAAUCAGAACCCAGAGUGUCUGAGGAUUGUGCUGAUUGGGAAAACUGGGAAUGGAAAGAGCUCUACAGGAAACACCAUUCUGGUAAAAAAGAAGUUUAAAGCCAAAUUAAGUCAAAAAUCAGUCACCAGACAUUGCCAGAAAGCAGAGGGAGAAGUGGACGGUCAUUGUGUUGCUGUGGUCGACACUCCUGGUCUGUUUGACACUAGUUUGUCACCUGAAGAGGUGAAUGAGGAGCUGGUGAAAUGCAUCAGUCUUCUGGCUCCAGGACCACAUGUCUUCCUGUUGGUGUUACAGAUUGGACGACUCACAGCAGAGGAGAAGGAGACGUUAAAACUUAUCAAGGAGGGCUUUGGGAAAGGUUCAGAAAAGUUCACCAUCGUUCUUUUUACAAGAGGAGACGACCUGGAACGUGACAAACUGUCCAUCAAAAAUUAUAUUAAAAAGGAAUGUGAUGAUACCUUGAAGAAGCUGAUCUCUGACUGUGGACGAAGAUACCAUGUGUUUAAUAACAAUGAUAAACAAAACCAUACACAGGUCAGUGAGCUGAUUAAAAAGGUCGACUCCACGGUGAAGGAGAAAGGAGGCAGCUGCUACACCAACGAGAUGCUACAGGAGGCUGAAGCAGUGAUAAAGAAGGAGGUGGAGAGGAUCCUGAAGGAGAAGGAGGAGCAGAGAAAUAAAGAACAGGAACUCAAAGAAUUAGAAGAAAUGGAGAAUCUGAAAAAGACAUAUGAGGACGAGGCCAGAACCAAAGCUGCAGAGUUCAAUGACUUCAAAGAGAAAGUGAGAAGCGAACUUGCUGCUCAGAAGGAAGAGCAGGAGAAACAAAUGGAAGACAAAGAUGAGAAGUAUGACCUGUUGAAGGCGCUCAAUGCCCAUCAGGAAAUGCAAAGGAGAGAGAAACAUCAAAGAGAAAUCACCGACUUAGUGAAGUGUGUGACCAGAAAAGGUCAAAAUAUCCAAAAAAUUAAGGACAUCAAACAAACAUUGCCGCCAAAUGGCGGGUAA
Monopterus albus (swamp eel) is the source of this 2415-nucleotide messenger RNA. RefSeq names its product GTPase IMAP family member 8-like. The record is from RefSeq and is a predicted model, not a curated record. Bases 115 to 2415 code for a protein of 766 amino acids. Gene Ontology annotation, molecular function: GTP binding. The transcript has 7 exons. Lineage: Eukaryota; Metazoa; Chordata; Actinopteri; Synbranchiformes; Synbranchidae.